AUGAAAGUUGAGUUAGGCUGCGUGGCUGUGCUUACAGCCCUGGCUCCUAUAGGUGCUUCGGCCCAAGGUAGCUCCUGGGAAGAUGCCUACGAGACAGCCGCGGCUGCUGCCGCAAAGCUAUCACUGGACGAGAAGGUCGGCAUCGUGAGUGGCGUCGGCUAUGGAAGGGGUGUCUGCACCGGCAACAACCACGGUGCCGACACCAUUGGUUUUCCUUCUCUUUGUCUACAGGACGGACCCCUCGGUGUCAAAGGUACCAAGUCGGCGACAGCAUUCACGCCUGGUAUUCAGGCUGCCUCUACGUGGGAUGUGGACCUUAUCCGGCAGCGUGGGCAGUUCCUGGGUGAAGAGACCAAGGCCCUCGGCGUCAACGUUCUCCUCGGUCCCUCAGCCGGUCCGCUCGGCAAGCACGCACUGGGGGGACGUAACUGGGAAGGGUUCAGCCCAGACCCGUACUUGAGCGGUGUCGCGAUGUACCAGACAGUCGCAGGGAUGCAAUCCGCUGGUGCCCAGGCGUGCGCCAAGCAUUGGAUUCUGAACGAGCAGGAAUUCGACCGAACUUACAUUUCGAGCAACCCGGAUGACCGUACUGUCCACGAACUGUACGCCUGGCCGUUCAUGGACGCCGUGAAGGCCAAUGUGUCCUCGUUCAUGUGCAGUUACAACAAGGUCAACGGCGUAUAUAGCUGCGAGAACGACUACGUCAUGAACGAGCUUCUAAAGGACCAGCUCGGUUUCAAGCACGGAUACGUCAUGUCGGAUUGGAACGCCGUAACUUCUACAGUACAGGGCGCCAACAAUGGGCUCGACGCAGUCAUGCCUGGGAGCGACUACUAUGGCGGAAUCAUUUACUGGGGCCCGCAACUCAAAGCGGCCGUUGAACGUAACGACGUGUCUCAGGAACGGAUUGACGAUAUGGUUCAACGCAUCCUGACUCCGUGGUACGCUCUCAGCCAAGAUCGAGGCUAUCCUGCCCUUGACCUCAACAGGGAUGUUCAGGCGGACCACAAGACCAACGUCCGCGCAGUGGCCAGAGACGGCAUUGUACUCCUGAAGAACGAGAACGAUACGCUACCUCUGCCCCUGAAGAAGCCGUCCCGUAUUGCUGUUAUUGGCACAGGCGCUUUCAAGGGCAGGCACGCUAACAACGGUCCCGAUUGCGAUAACAAGUUCUGCAAUGACGGUGCUAUUGGCAUGGGAUGGGGUUCCGGUAGCGAUAACUACCCGUACUUUGUCGCUCCCUUCGACGCCAUAUCCGCCCGUGCCACGACUGAUGGUAUCACGAUCUCUCAGAGCAACUCUGACAAUAUUACAGAGGGUGCUGCUGCAGCCAAGGGUGCCGAUUUCGCUCUUGUCCACAUCACUGCCGUUUCUGGCGAGCAGUACCUGCCCACUGGGGUGGAAGGCAUCAUUAGCGACAGGAUCGACUUCGACCCGUCGCACAACGGAAACGCCCUGGUCAAGGCCGUUUCCGAGGUUAAUGAGAACGUCGUCGUAGUCGUACACACCGUGGGACCCCUGGUCCUGGAGUCGAUCUUGUCUAACCCUUCAGUCAAGGCUAUCGUUUGGGCAGGCCUACCCUCAUCGGAAAGCGGGAAUGCGCUUGUCGACGUGCUCUGGGGCGAUGUUUCACCCUCUGGGAAGCUAGUAUACAGCAUCGCUAGGCAGGCCGCCGACUACGGUACUUCUAUUUCUAUCUCGGGUACGGACGACUUCGCCGAGGGUCUCUAUAUCGACUACCGCCACUUCGAUAAGGAGAAUAUCGAGCCGCGGUACGAAUUCGGCUUCGGUCUCUCGUACACGAAAUUCAACUUCACCGAUCUUGGCACAGCCCUCACGCCUGAUUCUAGAUCCGGACCAACCACGGGCCCCAUCGUCACCGGUGGUCCAUCAGACCUUUGGAAUAUCGUGGCCACGGUGACUGCGAAUGUGACCAACAUUGGUGAAGUCCGAGGUGCCGAGGUCGCGCAGCUGUACAUCACUUUGCCCUCGUCUGCCCCGACUACCCCGAUUCGUCAGCUCCGUGGCUUCGACAAGUUGCCUUUGGCUCCUGGCCAAACUGGCACCGCCACCUUCCUGCUUACGAGACGUGAUCUAAGCUUCUGGGACACCAAUAGUAAAAAAUGGGUUAUGCCUACCGGCACUUUCGGUAUCAGUGUUGGAGCUAGCAGUAGAGACUUGACACUACAGGGCACUCUACAGAUUGAUUAA
This is a messenger RNA of Colletotrichum navitas, 2211 nucleotides long. RefSeq names its product glycoside hydrolase family 3 protein. The transcript is spliced from 2 exons. Bases 1 to 2211 code for a protein of 736 amino acids. NCBI's taxonomy places the organism in Eukaryota, Fungi, Ascomycota, Sordariomycetes, Glomerellales, Glomerellaceae. Gene Ontology annotation, biological process: glucan catabolic process. Gene Ontology annotation, molecular function: beta-glucosidase activity. The record is from RefSeq and is a predicted model, not a curated record.